Fundulus heteroclitus (mummichog) is the source of this 2358-nucleotide messenger RNA. Its product is annotated as B9 domain-containing protein 1-like. The transcript has 7 exons. Gene Ontology annotation, cellular component: MKS complex. Gene Ontology annotation, biological process: cilium assembly. Lineage: Eukaryota; Metazoa; Chordata; Actinopteri; Cyprinodontiformes; Fundulidae. The record is from RefSeq and is a predicted model, not a curated record. Bases 168 to 776 code for a protein of 202 amino acids.
CGCUCUCGUUCAGUUUGACCCAACCUACUGGCCGUUGGGAGACACAAGCGUUGCCUUAGCAACGAGCUCGGAAGAGUUAGGGCUACUGGCGAUCAGCAGGUUUCGUUUAAGCAUUAAUUGAAAGACAAAUAAAAUAAAAUUGAAUAAUUAAAAAUAACAGAUUCACGAUGGAAACAUCGAGCAAUCCGUCUGUGUUUCUUCUAACGGUGAACGGACAGAUCGAGGGAGCGAACUUUCCAGACUAUGACAGUUUGUACUGCAAAUAUUGCUACGUCUACGGCCAUGACUGGGCUCCCACCACAGGUUUGGAGGAAGGCAUCACACAGAUAACCUCAAAGAGCACCCAGUCCCACAGCCUAAUAUGGAACUUUCCUUUGGAGAUAACAUUCAAGAGCACAAAUCCUUCUGGGUGGCCUCAGCUUGUGGUGAGCGUGUACGGGCCCGAUGUGUUUGGCAACGACGUCGUGCGGGGUUACGGCGCAACGCACAUCCCCUUCACGCCUGGACAACACACGAGAACCAUCCCCAUGUUUGUUCCCGAGCCCACCUGGAGACUUCAGAAGUUCACAGGCUGGUUGUUGGGACGGCGACCCGAGUACACCGACCCGAAAGUGGUGGCACAGGGGGAAGGCCGAGAAGUGACGAGGGUUCGAUCCCAAGGCUUUGUUACCGUCUCCUUUCACAUAAUGACCAAAGACAUGAAGAAGAUGGGCUACGACACGGGACCGUCGAGCCCGUCCGCCGUCCAGUCAGAGGCGCAGUCGUACGUGAAAUGACACGAGAGCUAACCCGGGCUCGCCACGUUGUCAUUUCUCAUCACCACGGAGCUCCCAGUAUCAGGAGAGAACGUACGUCUGUUUGGUUCUCAGACAAUCGGCCCAACUUGUGGCCUUUAGAGCGAAAUCUGUGAAGGCCUCCGACUCUGCCGGCGUUGCAUUCUUCGCCCCAUCCUACGCCGCAGGAGGCCGAGACUGUGAAAGGGUGGAGCUGUCGCCGUGUUGGCUCCAGAGAAGUGUGGAGAAAGGUUCUUGAUGUCAAGGCAACAUGCAGGACAUUUUUUAUUGGCAGCAGAGUGGUAGUUGUACAAGGUUUGUAGGCACCCCUGGUGUCAGUGUGUUGAAAAUGUGCCGCACAAAUCCAUCUUUUAUUGCAGCAACAUGAUCUCUGCUGAAAAUGUCACCAGUACAUUUAUUCACUGGGUAAAUAUAUAUAAACAUGGUGCAAGGUCUAAAAAAACGUCUCUAAAUUUAGUCAUCCAAGUCUUAUUUUUUUUUUACCAUUUAAAGCAGAAAAUUAAUUUAAAUGUUCGUUUUUUUGUGGAAUGCUUUGCCUACAUUCAUCCGAUGUUAAAUACUGAUGAAUUUGGGUGUCUAGUUGUGAGGUUCUGUUAUUUACUAAUGGUUACUAACUAAUGACUAAUGGUUAUCUCACCAUGAGAACAUCUUGUCAUGUUUAAUAAAUUGCAAUAUUUUUUGUAAAGUUCAUUUAUUUCAUUAAAUCAAUUCACUACGAGAAACAACUUUAUGCAGACUGAUGUUUAAAAGCCUUUAUUUCUAAAUUAGAAUAUUACAUCAGGCCAAUUAAAAAGCAGCAUUUUCCAUGCAGAAAUGGGGGCUUACUGAAAAGUAUAUUUAAUUACUGGCUUACAGGUGAUUAUAUUUUCGCAAGGUACUUUUAGUCUGACAAACAAGCCUCCUAGAAAUGCAUAUUCUAAUUUAUUGAACACAUAUCUAAUCAGAUGUGAAUAGCCCCUAAAUUAUUUUUUUUUUACAAAUUAUGUGUGACAUAUUUACACCCCUUUGCCAAUAGGGCAGUACUUUAUCAUCUGCUAGAACAUCGUUAUCUCGCUGGAAGGCCCGGACAUCGCAACCCCUUCCAGUUUUCUGGAAGAGACCACCAGAUUUUUAUAAAAAAUUAUCCUGUGGUUUCAAAAUAGUUGAAGUCCUGAACGGCGAGGUUCCCAGAGUCUUUGGAAGAGAAACAAGCCCACAGCAUCACAGAUCCUCCACCAUACCUAACAGUGGGCAUCUCCAUCUGCUCAUCUUUCAUAAUCAGGUCAUUUUGCUGAAAAGUUUAAUCAUAUCUGAUCAAACAACAGUUCCAGCCGAGUUUGGCUAACUUUACAUUUGUGUUUUUUUGUUUUGUUUUGUUUUAAUUGACCCUUUUUGUCCUGCUCAGUGUAGUGGCACAAUAAACCAAGUCCUCGUCCAGCCUAGAGGCUAAUAGUUGUUAGCCUCUGUAGCAUAUUUAUACCUCAGGUAGAUAGAAUGAUUCAUUACAAGUUCAGAUAAACUGAUCAAUUAAAAAAAAAAAGGUAAAUAGAAAUAAAAACACUUUAGUUCCAAUUAUGGGAUUUUG